Messenger RNA from Trifolium pratense (red clover), 1779 nucleotides. Its product is annotated as poly(U)-specific endoribonuclease-B-like. The transcript has 9 exons. The coding region runs from base 176 to 1507 and encodes 443 amino acids. NCBI's taxonomy places the organism in Eukaryota, Viridiplantae, Streptophyta, Magnoliopsida, Fabales, Fabaceae. Gene Ontology annotation, molecular function: RNA endonuclease activity. The record is from RefSeq and is a predicted model, not a curated record.
CUUUUGCAUAAAUAAAUAUGAUAUUGUGACAACUUGUAUAUCAAACUUAAAUAAAUGAGUUUGAUCAUUGGAAUGGAGAUGAUGAUACGUGUAGUCUACUUGACUUUUAAGUGAUCUAUAGAUAGAUAGAUUCAGAGUCACCAUUCAUCACAACACACUCUCUAAUUACUCUAACAUGGAAGGUCUGAUUAAGGGCUUGCUCGACGUAGCUCUCGGCAACGAUCACAACAAUCAGGAUGAUGAUGAUCGUCAAUCACGCGACGAACGUUCCAGAUCUUCUUGGGCGGAGGUUGUUUCCGGAGAUCAAGAUGCAUCCGAUCACCGUAAUCCUCACUCUCAAAAUCAGCGGAAAGAGGAGGAGUGGCAAUCCGAACAAGGUUCUACAAUUUCCAACAGACCUCACAACUACAAGAAAGAGGAAGCAGAACCAUGGCAAGACAGUAGUAACCGUCACAGUCCUCGGCCUCAAAAGGAACAAUAUCGUCCGCAGCAGCAGGAUUACGAAUCUGAAUCUUUCAAUACUUCCGACAGACCCAACAAGUCAGAUAACAACGAUGGAUGGCAGACUGUGGGCAAACCUUCAAGACAGACACACAAGGUUCCAAAGGAUAACUGGAACAGCUAUAAACGUCCUGCUGAUGAGCAACAAUACUCCAAUGACGUUGAAGUUGGUGCUAGGGUGGAGCCAUCACAAGAUGAACUGGCUGAUCUGUCACGAGCUUGUGAAAAACUCUGGGAUCUGGAUUUAAACCGUUUGGUACCUGGCAAGGACUAUGAAAUUGACUGUGGUGAAGGGAAAAAAGUUUACCAAAAGCAAGAUAUGGCACAGGGGAGCUUGUUUACAUGGGUUAGUGAUGAUGUAUUCAGAAAGCCCACUUAUGCUCGAUUUCUUUCGCUGUUAGAUAAUUACAACCCACAUCAAGGAUCUAAGGAGGUUGUGACAUCUGAAGAGAAACAAGAGCAAGCUUCCUUCAUAGAAGAAAUUAGUAGAACAGCACCGAUUAAAUAUCUUCACAAGUUUCUUGUAUCCAAAGGAAUCACGUCAGGGAGUUUACAAGAUUUCAAAAGAUUGUUGACCAGUUUGUGGUUUGAUCUUUAUAGCCGCUGUGGAACUUCUGGUUCCUCUUCUGCUUUUGAACAUGUUUUUGUUGGAGAAAUCAAACAAAGCAGUGAAGUUUCUGGAUUUCAUAACUGGCUGCAGUUUUACCUUGAAGAAGUGAAGGGAAAUAUUGAUUAUCAAGGCUAUAUUUUUCCCCGUCGACGAGGUUCAAUUGCUGACUCUGAAACCCAGCUUCUGACCAUUCAGUUUGAAUGGAAUGGUGUUCUGAAAUCGGUAUCAAGCACAUUGGUUGGAGUGAGCCCUGAAUUUGAAAUUGCUUUGUAUACCCUGUGUUUCUUCGUCGGUCAGGAAGAUAACCACAUUCAGAUUGGUCCAUAUGCAGUUAAUAUCAAGUGUUAUCGUUUAGGCAACCAAAUUGGAUCUGUUUUCCCUAUUGCGGAUUCAUGAAUGUUUCAUUGCCCGCAAUGAUAGUAGUGUAUCCUCGUUUAAAUUAUAUCUUACAAUCUUAUGCAUAUUUGGUAACUUAUAGCUCAUAUCUGUUAAAGGCAACAGUAUCAGAUAGAUCAACUAGUACAUGGUAAAACAAUACUGGGUGCAGUAUACAUUUGAUGCCUUUUUUAUUUUUAUCGAUGAUCGAAAAGAAAUCUCGUGGAACUAGUUGGCUUCUUGUUUUGUAAUUCAGAACCUUAAUGGAUAUGCUAUUGUGUAUUAUUGUUAAA